This is a messenger RNA of Amorphotheca resinae ATCC 22711, 1125 nucleotides long. RefSeq lists its product as hypothetical. NCBI's taxonomy places the organism in Eukaryota, Fungi, Ascomycota, Leotiomycetes, Helotiales, Amorphothecaceae. Bases 1 to 1125 code for a protein of 374 amino acids. The transcript is spliced from 2 exons. The record is from RefSeq and is a predicted model, not a curated record.
AUGCCCGAACAAGGAUAUCCACAGACGGGAAAACGCUUUGAGCCUAAGAACAUGCUCUUCAGAUAUCUUGGGGACACUGGGCUCAAGGUAUCGGUGCUGGGUCUUGGAGGAUGGCUCACGUAUGGUAGCGAGAACGGGGUGAAGGAAGUCGAUCAGACGGCAGAAUGUCUCCAGGAAGCAUGGAACCAUGGAAUCAACUUCUUCGACACCGCAGAGGUGUACGCCGAAGGAAAAUCCGAGAUCAUCAUGGGAAGGGCUCUGAAGCAGUGUAACUUUGAGCGGGACGACUACGUGCUCGCAACGAAGCUGUACUUUGGAGAUGGCGAGAGCCUCUUGGCCUCAUUGCCCAGAAACGGAUUCCCAAACAACCAUGGCUUAUCGCGGAAGCAUAUCAUUGAGGGCAUGAAGCGAUCGCUCAAGCGUCUUGAAAUGGACUCUGUCGAUAUUGUCUACGCUCAUCGUGCCGAUUUUUGGUGUACGCCGAUGGAGGAAACUGUCCGCGCCUUUAACACGAUUAUUGAAAAUGGCCAAGCUCAUUAUUGGGGAACCAGCGAAUGGAGUGCUUUCGAGAUCGAACAUGCUAAGCACGUUGCGACUCGUCUUGGCCUUCAAGGUCCAGUCGUCGAACAGCCUCAAUACAACAUGUUUGUUCGCGACAGAUUUGAGGCGGAAUACGCCCCUCUAUAUAAGCUCUAUAACUAUGGUACCACGGUAUGGUCGCCACUGUACCAGGGGAUCUUAACCGGGAAAUAUAACGAUGGGGUGCCAGCCGACUCUCGGUAUGGUAAAAUCUCAAAGAGCUCGGCAUCGAAAUUUGAUCAGCCGGAGACGAAGGCCCAGAUCGAGAAGGUCAGGAAGCUUACCAAGGUUGCGGAGAAGCUUGGCGGCUCAGUGGCAUCUCUGGCUUUGGCCUGGGUUAUCAAGAAUCCCCAUGUCUCAGUUGCGAUUCUUGGCGCUACGAAGGCUUCCCAGAUUACCGAGAACGUUAAGUGUCUUGAGCUUUACCCGAAGAUGACAGAUGAGGUGAUGAAAGAGAUUGAGGAGAUUCUGAGCAAUGCUCCUAAGAUGCCGGGACCUAGUGCGCCAAGCCGAGCGCAAAUGACUCUGAACAAGGCGCUCAUGUAA